Hyla sarda is the source of this 1847-nucleotide messenger RNA. It is a transcript of the gene ALKBH5, whose product is annotated as alkB homolog 5, RNA demethylase. NCBI's taxonomy places the organism in Eukaryota, Metazoa, Chordata, Amphibia, Anura, Hylidae. Bases 140 to 1234 code for a protein of 364 amino acids. The transcript is spliced from 4 exons. Gene Ontology annotation, biological process: mRNA processing; mRNA export from nucleus. Gene Ontology annotation, molecular function: oxidative RNA demethylase activity. Gene Ontology annotation, cellular component: nucleus. The record is from RefSeq and is a predicted model, not a curated record.
AUCCCCCUCAGACUGGGCCUGUCACAGCGGCGCAGCGAGAGUCGGCGUCCGGUUGUGCGGAGGAGACUGUGGAUGGAAGCGGCCGCCUGACUGAGUGACUGAACCCCCGGCCAUGCCCGUCUCCAGCCCCGGGUGAGCCAUGUCCUCCAGCGGUUAUACCGACCUGCGGGAGAAGCUGCAGUCACUGUCCCGGGAUCCCCCCCCUCAGCAGCCGCUGCCUCCUGCUAUGAAGAAACGGAAGCAGCCGGCGUCCGAUACGGAGGAGGAGGGGGCGGUGUCCGACACGGAGGAGGAGGAGGCCCGCAAGGUGCGCUCCGGGGUCCGCCAGAUGCGGCUCUUCUCCCCGGAGGAGUGUUCCCACAUCGAGGCCAAGAUAGACGAGGUGGUGUCCCGGGCCGAGAAGGGUCUGUACCGGGAGCACACGGUGGACCGGGCGCCCCUGCGCAACAAGUACUUCUUCGGGGAAGGCUACACGUACGGGGCGCAGCUGCAGAAGCGAGGCCCGGGCCAGGAGCGGCUCUACCCGAAGGGCGAAGUGGACGAGAUCCCGGGCUGGGUGCACGAGCUGGUGAUCCGCCGCCUGGUGGAGGCGCGCGUCAUCCCGGACGGCUUCGUCAACAGCGCGGUCAUCAACGACUACCAGCCGGGCGGCUGCAUCGUCUCCCACGUGGACCCCAUCCACAUCUUCGAGCGGCCGAUCGUGUCCGUGUCCUUCUUCAGCGACUCCGCGCUCUGCUUCGGCUGCAAGUUCCAGUUCAAGCCCAUCCGGGUGUCCGAGCCCGUGCUCUUCCUGCCGGUCCGCCGGGGCAGCGUCACCGUGCUCAGUGGAUACGCGGCUGACGAGAUCACGCACUGCAUCCGACCACAGGACAUCAAGGAGCGGCGCGCCGUCGUGAUACUUAGGAAAACAAGAACAGAAGCUCCUCGGCUGGAAAUAAAGUCCCUGAGCAGCGGCUAUAACCCUGAGAGGUUAUCCGGAAGUAACAGGCAGCAUAUCCUGAAACCAAAGCGGUCCCACCGCAAGGCCGACCCAGACGCAGCCCACCGACCUCGCAUUCUGGAAAUGGACAAAGAGGAGAACAGAAGGUCUGUGCUUUUACCAAAACCGAGCAGACGAAGCAACUUCAGCUCUGAGAACUAUUGGCGGAGGCCUUAUGAUUAUGUGGACAACUAUACAGACACGGGAGAGGACGAGGACAGCCCAGUCCGCAAAGUAAAAAUGAGGCGACACUGAGAGCUCUUCCAGGACUCUGCUCCCCCCUCCCCCCGCUCGGUGGAUUGUGGAACUAAAUAAUAUAUAUAUAAUUUUUUUUGUUUUUUGUUUUUCCCCUCCACCACCAACACGGCUGCACUGGAAAAGCCCAGUCCUGUCUCUUCUAAGUCAAUGCAACGUGCCCUGGAUCCGGUCUCUGUCACUGUCUGGCUUAUUUUUCCUUUCAUAUAUAUUUCGGUCAGGAGUGUUCAUGCCAGCAGUGCUCCCCCCCCCACGAGGCCGCCCCAGGCCUGGCGUCACCCCUGGCGUGGUGGCCAGAAGGAGAGGAUCUCCCCCCUGUGUAGUGCAGACCACCCACACCUGAAGCUUGCGGGAAAGGGACGGUUUGGUUGACAUUUCAAUAGUUUCUUUAGCACAGUUUUUCUAUUUUAUUUUAUUUUUUUAUUUUUUGACCCCCCCCCCCCCCGAAUCUAGGAGAGAAAAGUAUACGAAGAAGAGUCACAGAUCGCGAUGAGGCGCCAGCCCAGCCGGUGCUUGCACCGUCCUCCUCCAGGGGGCAGUGGCGGCCGACAUGUCUCUCUUUUUCUCUCUUCCAUUCUUAUAAUUAUUAUUAUUAUUAUUAUUAUUAUUCUAA